AUGGCCACCAUGGUCCUGCCGCCCCCGCCCCGCACCCAGGGCAUCCUCCUCAAUCCCUCUCCUAAGCCCCGCCUAUCCGCCCUUCCAUUCCCGACAGACCUCUCCUCGUCCUUCACCUCUGCCGUCUCUGACGAGGACGCGAGCUCGACGGAUGCGUCGCAGAACUACAUUUACGCCCGCCGGCAGCCCGGUUCGCACUCGAGCUCCUUCUCCCAGCCACGCACCUCGUCGGUGCCCCUCAGCAGCCUCUCCCGCUCGUCCUCGCGCAAGAUCCGUUUUGCGCCCCUACCCGACCCCCGCAGAGACGAAGACGAGAACGGUGAUGUCGGGGGCGAGUUGCCCGCGGCAUCGACGUCAACCCAGACGUCCGAAGCGCCGUCAAACUCGGCACGACAGGCCGACGGUGAAUGGGAAGUCCUUCGCGGCUCUGACGGCGAAUCACCGCCCGCAAACGAGCCAUCGGUUUCACCCUGCGUCUCGGCCUCGGCCUCCACCUCCUACAUCGACUACGCCCCACAGGCGCCCCCCUCACCCUUCGUGAAGAAGACGCGCAAGCUCUUCCGCCCCUUCCUCCAGAAACAUGGCAUCACCACGUCCAACUUGAACGUCAGCACGGAGGACGUCCUCACCCUCGGCGCGACCUACCUCUACCGCGCCGCCAAGUCUUCCGCGCAGGAGGACAGCGGAUACGAGAGUUCGAGCGUCUCCGAGAAGGACUUUGGGGAGCCGCUUAGCCGGUCGUCGAGCAUCGCGAGCACGGCGAGCUUGCGUAUGCAACAUCCUCAGAGAACCAUGUUCGGGAUCCCCUUCCGGCGUACGCAGAGCUACACACCCGAGACGAGUGGCCUCAGCCGAACAGCCAGCCGUGGAAGCACGAAGACAGUCGGAAGCAGCAGGACGGUGAAGCCGGCGCCCAAACACGGCCAGCGGAUGUUGAACGGCCGUGUAUACGGCCAGAAACGCAAUCGUCAGAAUCAGAAUUUGUUCGCGACCGCAAAAGACGAAGAGCCCGAGUUCGUGGAGUGGGGAUACGGAGGCAUGGGGAGCGUCAAAGCAGCGUCCGGUGGAAACGCAAUGUGGAAACCGCUCCAAUCCAGUCAGAGCACGCAUGGUGCGAGCGCGGACGACGACGACCCGAGCGGCAUGGCCUGGGUGAAGCGCCGUCGCGAGCAACGAGAGCGCGAGAAGGCGGAGAGGGAAGCAAAGGAGAAGGCCGAGACCGAGGCCGCCAUGAAGGCAGAUGCGGAGCCGCAAAACAGCCAGAAUUCGGGUCAACCGAGCGAAGAGGAUGUCACUCCGACGCUCGCAGAGCAGUCUACGUCCGAGCAGGCGGCCGAUGUUGAAGUCCCCGUUCUCGCGGAGAAGGUUGCAUCGCCAGAGCCUGAGGAGGUUGCCUCGCCAGAGCGUGUCGAGGGCGCCUCGCCGAAGUUGGUGGAAGACGAGCACGCUACCAUUCUGCGGAAUCUUCCCGCGCCGUACCCCCUUGUACAUCGCCGCACGCUGUCUUCGCGCCUUGUGUCUGGAGAGGCGACUCCAGAGGAAGGGAUGGUGUUCAUCUCACCCCCGGCAGAAGUCGACCACAAGGUUGAAAACGAAGCGGAGAGCAGCGAGGACGAAGACGAGGAAGAAUCUUCCGCAAGAGAGUUCGAUGAUGCGGAAGACGACGAGGAGGUGGACAUUGACGAGCAGAAUCGCAUCACCGCGCUCAGUGCUGGUAUGGAGAAGAUCAGUAAACACAAGAACGAAAAAGACCAGAGAGCGGGCGUUCAACCAAACUAGUGCUCUCAAGUGUCUCCUCAAGUCCUCCGCGGCCGCCCCUGUUUAUUGGUCUCGAUAUCAUUUCGCCCGCUGCCGAGUGGUGGAGUGGUGGUGUCGCACGCGCCUUUCAGUCCGACAUCGAUGGGCCCUACCGGCACUCGCAGCAUGUUUUAUACCCUAUCUCUUGCCGGCUCUGGGAGUGCUCCGUCGCUCACCUUUACCGCUCUAUCACCUAUCCCCGCUCAGGUGUACUUUUACGAAUCCCCUCUCGGCUGGCUCGACAUGCGGUGUUCCAUCAGCCCGACCAGCCUUUGGGGAGGGACACGGACGCGGACUGCUGAGAACGGCGUCGGCUCCGCGCCCCCCAUCUUCCAUUCGAUCAAGGCUUGGGCUCUCUCACUUCAGUAAUGCGCGUCCUCCAUGUCGGCGAGGCAUGGUACGCAAUGUUUAAUACAUCAUAUGCACCUCCGUCGGACGCUCCUUCUCACCGGAUCACCGGCGGAUAUUCCGUACAGUUACCUUCAUCACAUGCUUCGUCCUGCGCUACCUGCUCCUACCCCCGCACAUCCUGCAUACCGGUGCUCUACGGGCUGCCCAUCCACACCGCCCGCACAGAUCCCCGGUUACCUGUCAACUGGUCCCCGUUCAAUAAUAGAUCACUCCCCCGCAUCUGUCACGUCUCGCAAUCUUCAAGCCCUCACUCUCCAUAGCCAUUAUCUUAACAUCAACAACGCAUCGGCUCUCUCCCGCUUUGCAACCGCUGUGCAUAUUCGUCCAUCCUCCGUCCGCAUCGGCCUUUACGUUCUCAGGACCUUUUCCCGGAACUGUGGACUUGUCUGUCUCAUCGGUGUCUGUAUAUAGUUUUCCCCCGUCGGGUUCGCGUCGUGUUUGUCGCGAGCGGUGUACAUAUAUGUCGUGUUGUGCCUCCUUUCCAUCUUUUCCCGCCUUGCCUCCUCCCCUCUUUCG
This is a messenger RNA of Punctularia strigosozonata HHB-11173 SS5, 2724 nucleotides long. RefSeq lists its product as uncharacterized. Bases 1 to 1779 code for a protein of 592 amino acids. Lineage: Eukaryota; Fungi; Basidiomycota; Agaricomycetes; Corticiales; Punctulariaceae. The record is from RefSeq and is a predicted model, not a curated record. The transcript has 4 exons.